AUGAUUGUGCUAUUAUUCUUCGCCUUGCUCUGGAUGGUGGAAGGAGUCUUUUCCCAGCUUCACUACACGGUGCAGGAGGAGCAGGAACAUGGCACUUUCGUGGGGAAUAUCGCUGAAGAUCUGGGCUUGGACAUUACAAAACUUUCGGCUCGCGGGUUUCAAACGGCGCCCAACUCUCGGACCCCUUACUUGGACCUCAACCUGGAGACCGGGGUGUUGUACGUGAAUGAGAAGAUUGACCGCGAGCAAAUCUGCAAGCAGAGCCCCUCCUGCGUCCUGCACCUCGAGGUCUUCCUGGAAAACCCCCUGGAGCUGUUCCGGGUGGAGAUCGAGGUGUUGGACAUCAAUGACAACCCCCCCUCCUUCCCGGAGCCGGACCUGACCGUGGAGAUCUCUGAGAGCGCCACGCCGGGCACCCGCUUCCCCUUGGAGAGCGCAUUCGACCCAGACGUGGGCACCAACUCCUUGCGCGACUACGAGAUCACCCCCAACAGCUACUUCUCCCUGGACGUGCAGACCCAGGGGGAUGGCAACCGAUUCGCCGAGCUGGUGCUGGAGAAGCCGCUGGACCGAGAGCAGCAAGCGGUGCACCGCUACGUGCUGACCGCGGUGGACGGGGGAGGAGGAGGGGGAGGAGGAGAAGGAGGAGGGGGCGGCGCGGGAGGGGGCCUGCUCCCCCAGCAGCAGCGCACCGGCACGGCCCUACUCACCAUCCGAGUGCUGGACUCCAACGACAAUGUGCCCGCCUUCGACCAACCCGUCUACACUGUGUCCCUCCCAGAGAACUCGCCGCCGGGCACGCUCGUGAUCCAGCUUAACGCCACAGACCCAGAUGAGGGCCAGAAUGGCGAGGUCGUGUACUCCUUCAGCAGCCACAUUUCGCCCCGGGCGCGGGAGCUCUUCGGACUCUCUCCUCGCACUGGCCGACUGGAGGUGAGCGGCGAGCUGGACUACGAAGAGAGCCCGGUGUACCAAGUGUACGUGCAAGCCAAGGACCUGGGCCCCAACGCCGUGCCCGCGCACUGCAAGGUGAUAGUGAGAGUGCUGGAUGCCAACGACAACGCGCCGGAGAUCAGCUUCAGCACCGUGAAGGAGGCGGUGAGCGAGGGCGCGGCGCCCGGCACGGUGGUGGCCUUGUUCAGCGUGACCGACCGCGACGCAGAGGAGAAUGGGCAGGUGCAGUGCGAGCUGCUGGGGGAUGUGCCGUUCCGCCUCAAGUCUUCCUUCAAAAACUACUAUACCAUCGUGACCGAGGCCCCUCUGGACCGAGAGGCGGGGGACUCCUACACCCUGACCGUGGUGGCUCGGGACCGGGGCGAGCCUGCGCUCUCCACCAGUAAGUCGAUCCAGGUGCAAGUGUCCGAUGUGAACGACAACGCACCGCGAUUCAGCCAGCCGGUCUACGACGUGUAUGUGACCGAAAACAAUGUGCCGGGCGCCUACAUCUACGCGGUGAGCGCCACAGACCGUGACGAGGGCGCCAACGCCCAGCUAGCCUACUCUAUCCUCGAGUGCCAGAUCCAGGGCAUGAGCGUCUUCACUUACGUGUCCAUCAACUCCGAGAACGGCUACUUGUACGCCCUGCGCUCCUUCGACUACGAGCAGCUCAAGGACUUCAGCUUCCAGGUGGAAGCCCGGGACGCCGGCAGCCCUCAGGCGCUGGCUGGCAACGCCACCGUCAACAUCCUCAUCGUGGAUCAGAACGACAACGCCCCUGCCAUAGUGGCGCCCCUUCCGGGGCGCAACGGGACUCCGGCGCGCGAGGUGCUGCCCCGCUCGGCGGAGCCCGGUUACCUGCUGACCCGCGUAGCCGCGGUGGACGCGGACGACGGCGAGAACGCCCGGCUCACCUACAGCAUUGUGCGGGGUAACGAAAUGAACCUCUUCCGCAUGGACUGGCGCACCGGGGAGCUCCGCACGGCGCGCCGGGUGCCGGCCAAGCGCGACCCCCAGCGGCCUUACGAGCUGGUGAUCGAGGUGCGCGACCACGGGCAACCUCCCCUGUCCUCCACCGCCACCCUGGUGGUGCAGCUGGUGGAUGGCGCUGUCGAGCCCCAGGGCGGGGGCGGGGGCGGGGGGUCAGGGGAGCACCAGCGCCCCAGCCGCUCCGGCGGCGGGGAGACCUCGCUGGACCUCACCCUCAUCCUCAUCAUCGCGCUGGGCUCGGUGUCCUUCAUCUUCCUGCUGGCCAUGAUCGUGCUUGCCGUGCGUUGCCAAAAAGAGAAGAAGCUCAACAUCUACACGUGUCUGGCCAGCGACUGCUGCCUCUGCUGCUGCUGCUGCAGCGGUGGCGGCUCGACCUGCUGCGGCCGCCAAGCCCGGGCGCGCAAGAAGAAACUCAGCAAGUCGGACAUCAUGCUGGUGCAAAGCUCCAACGUACCCAGUAACCCGGCCCAAGUGCCGGUGGAGGAGUCCGGGAGCUUUGGCUCCCAUCACCACAACCAGAAUUACUGCUACCAGGUCUGCCUGACCCCCGAGUCCGCCAAGACCGACCUGAUGUUCCUUAAACCCUGCAGCCCUUCGCGGAGUACGGACACUGAGCACAACCCUUGCGGGGCCAUCGUCACGGGCUACACAGACCAGCAGCCCGACAUCAUCUCCAACGGAAGCAUUUUGUCCAACGAGGUAAGGCUGAAGCGCCAGGACCACCAUCUCUCAUCUCCUCCAUCUGAAAGCCUCCUCUAG
This is a messenger RNA of Eubalaena glacialis (North Atlantic right whale), 2685 nucleotides long. RefSeq names its product protocadherin 10 (gene PCDH10). Gene Ontology annotation, biological process: homophilic cell-cell adhesion. NCBI's taxonomy places the organism in Eukaryota, Metazoa, Chordata, Mammalia, Artiodactyla, Balaenidae. The record is from RefSeq and is a predicted model, not a curated record. Gene Ontology annotation, molecular function: calcium ion binding. The transcript has a single exon. Bases 1 to 2685 code for a protein of 894 amino acids. Gene Ontology annotation, cellular component: plasma membrane.